Messenger RNA from Oryza sativa Japonica Group (Japanese rice), 1009 nucleotides. Its product is annotated as probable glutathione S-transferase GSTU6. NCBI's taxonomy places the organism in Eukaryota, Viridiplantae, Streptophyta, Magnoliopsida, Poales, Poaceae. Gene Ontology annotation, molecular function: glutathione transferase activity. Gene Ontology annotation, cellular component: cytoplasm. The record is from RefSeq and is a predicted model, not a curated record. Gene Ontology annotation, biological process: glutathione metabolic process.
GACGAGCUAGCUGAGAUUGCCGGAUGGGACGAGCUGAAGCUGCUGGGCACAUGGCCGAGCCCGUUCGUCACCAGAGUGGAGCUCGCCCUCGCCCUCAAGGGCCUCAGCCAGGACCUCGUCGGCAUGAGCGAUCUCCUCCUCGCCUCUAACCCGGUGCACAAGAAGGUCCCCGUGCUCAUCCACAACGGCAAACCCAUCUGCGAGUCGCGGAUCAUAUUAGAGUACAUCAUCGAUGAGGUCUUCCCCGUCGACGGUGCCGCCCUCCUCCCCGCCGACCCCUAUGACUGGGCUGUCGCUCGCUUUUGGGCUGCCUACAUCGAUGACAAGGUAUCUAUAAUACAUUUUGUCGCGCCAUGGGCGCCGAUGUUCAAGGGGAAGACAGAGGAGGAGAAGGCGGAGGGGAUAAAGCAGAUACUCGCGGCGGUGGAAACACUGGAGGGAGCCUUGAAGGGUUGCUCAAAGGAGAAACCCUUCUUCGGUGGCGGCACCGUUGGGCUCGUGGAUAUCAUGCUGGGUGCCCAUAUCCCUGGGGUGAGGGCGACCGAGGUUCUCACCGGUGCCAAGAUCUUCAACGCUGCAAUUACCCCCCUUUUGGCCUCAUGGACGGAGCGCUUCGGUGAGCUUGACGCUCCCAAGAAGGUGUUGCCGGAUGUCGACGGGAUGGUUGAGUACGUCAAGAGGAGGCAGGCACAGUGGGCUGCCGCUGGUGCUGCGGCGGCGGCGGCUUCAAAGAGCUGAUUGGCCGGCAUUGCGACGUACUUUUUCCGUCUCAAAAAAAAACAAAUUCUAGAGUUUGAUUCUUUUUAGGACAGAGGAGUCUAAAACUCCCGUUUUUGCUUAAUUUGGAGGAAAUAAUGUGCUUGUUGCUGAAAAGUAGUGGAGACCAGACAGAUUAAUUAGUUGCUUAUUUGACUUGGUUGUGAGUGUAGAAUAAAUGUUUCUGUUAGUCGCUUGAUGACUUGGUACGUUGUGAGUUAGAAAAGAAUUAUGCAAAUCAUUUUCUCUCUUA